AUUACCUGCUUUCGUUCCUCACAUCUCAUCCGAUCGGCAUGGCGACUCAGAUGGACGCGUACCUUCUGCUCGGCCGAGCGGCGUGGAUGGCGCCCAAGAUCGCCUACCACGACGAGCAGGACGACGACGACAUCGGCUCCGCCUCCGACUCCGACUCCGAGGCCACGUCCUCCUCCUCCGACCUCGCCGACGACGCGACCUCCUCCUCGUCUUCCUCCUCCGCCGACGACCUCUUCGAGAUGUCCGCCCUCAUGACCCAGCUCCCGAUCAAGAGAGGAUUGUCCAGGUUCUUCGACGGCAAGUCGCAGUCCUUCGCGUCGCUCGCCGCGGUGGGCUCCCUCGAGGACCUGGCCAAGCCGGCCAGGAAGCGCCUCAACCCGUCGAGGAGCUGCGGGGGCGGCCUCGCCGCGCGCCGGGACCGGGUCCUCUCGCCGCGCCGGCACUGCCCCAAGGCCGCCAGGAAGGCGGCUGCCAGGGCCGCGCUCUCGGUGCUCGGCGGCGGCGGAUCGCCCAGGAGGGUGAUCGUCGGCAACGUUCUGCUUGUUAGUUAGGUGCUCGGCUCACGCGGCAAUGCCAACGGCUGUUGGUUCUUCUUUUCCACUGUGUUCCGAGUUCUUUGUGGCAGAAGAGACUGUACUAGAAAUCAACGGCAGAAUUUGGAUGGUUACUUCAGUGGAAAUACCAU
Molecule: messenger RNA, 685 nt
Organism: Lolium rigidum
Lineage: Eukaryota; Viridiplantae; Streptophyta; Magnoliopsida; Poales; Poaceae
Product: protein OXIDATIVE STRESS 3 LIKE 2-like
Exons: 2
Coding region: 39-551 (170 amino acids)
Source: RefSeq, a predicted model, not a curated record